Messenger RNA from Papaver somniferum (opium poppy), 866 nucleotides. RefSeq lists its product as uncharacterized. Lineage: Eukaryota; Viridiplantae; Streptophyta; Magnoliopsida; Ranunculales; Papaveraceae. The record is from RefSeq and is a predicted model, not a curated record. The transcript is spliced from 5 exons. The coding region runs from base 218 to 628 and encodes 136 amino acids.
GCUCUUUCCACCAGAGAUACACAGAGCCGAGAGAGAGAGAGACAGAGAAAUUGAAAGAAAGCACACGCUCUUUCUACUUUCUUCUCUCCAAGGCUAAGCUUGUUUCCUUACAGUUUGUUUGUGUUGCAAAAUCUGGGUCUGGGUUUCUUUGAUUGCAAACAUAAAAGAAAGUUCGAUUGUGAGGGAUUAGUGGGUUGUUUGAGUAAGCUCAAUAGACAUGAAGAAUUGGAGGAAUUCAGUUGACAACAACCAAGGAGGAUUGAGAACAAACGAGAGAAAUUUAGUGGCUGAGAUGAUUGAGAUGAGAAAAGUUCGGACAGCGUUUAUGGUGGAGAAAUGUCGAAACAGGAAUGAAGCAGUCAUGUGUCCCAAACCACAGAGACAAAAUAUAAGGCCUUGUGGGGGGGAGUAUGCCGACCAAAACAUAGCAGGUCAGCUUCCACAUAUCUUUGCGGGCAAGCAGGCAUCCCCGCCAUUUUACUCAGGUUCUCCUCCUAUCCGUUCUAGUAACCCUGUAACCCAAGAUGCCCGUUUCCGUGAACAGAGGGGUCAAGCAAGCCCUAUUCGUGAUUUUUGUAUAGAAAGUUCAGAAGUUGAUCGGAUGCGAAGCAUCACAACGAUGGCCUGAGACAAAUUUCCCACGCAUUCCACCACACCUACGUAUUAUCUGUAUAUUCGGUUUUUGCAACUGCGAAACUGUAGGAUUCGAUUAUCAUGUAUAAAGUUUCAUUUCUUCAAGUUAGUUAGUUUACCUUCCUUCAAAACUUUGGUUUUUCAGGCCCUUAUUAUAAACUUAGUUCAAUGAAUCAGAAACAAAAAGUUUCUGAUCUGAGAAUGGUUGAUGAAUAAAUUUUAUCUUUUUGGUA